Molecule: messenger RNA, 945 nt
Organism: Geodia barretti
Lineage: Eukaryota; Metazoa; Porifera; Demospongiae; Tetractinellida; Geodiidae
Source: the annotation of a GenBank genome assembly
AUGAAAAUUUUGAUUAAUACCGAUAUUACGGCAGAACAGCAGCAGCAGAUCGAAUCGGUUUCUGACGAUCUUUCGCUUGUGCGCCCACAGAAUUCAGAAGAGGCACUGCGCGAAAUUGUGGACACUGAUAUUGUGUUGGGUGGGUUUAAUCGAUCGCUUUUUGCAAGUGCGAAGCAGCUGAAGUGGAUUCAAGUACUUUCUGCGGGUGUUGAUGGUGCGCUAUUUCCAGAAUUUGUUAGAAGUGAUGUUAUCCUAACGAGCGCGAAAGGGUUUGUUGGUCCACAUCUGGCAGAUCAGACAUGGGCUUUACUUCUCGGUCUCCUCCGCGGUAUUGGACGUUCGGUCCGAGAGCGGACGUGGGAUAAUCGGAUGUCAAUCCGUCUGGCGACGUGGGAGUUAAGCGAACAGACGUUGGGUAUUGUCGGACUGGGAGGAACGGGGAUUGACGUUGCGCGCCGCGCACAAGGGUUUGAUAUGCGCGUCAUCGCUGUGGACCCAGAAACGGUCGAAGCACCAUCGUUUGUUCAUGAAGUCUGGAAGAUGGAUCGGUUCCAUGACCUUCUUGCGGCAUCAGAUAUCGUUUCCAUCUGUGCACCGUUGACCCCGGAGACGCACGGUAUGUUCGAUGAUGCGGCGUUUGAACAGAUGAAAUCGCAUGCGCUGCUUAUUAACGUCACGCGCGGCAAGAUUGUAGACGGACCGGCACUGCUCCGUGCGGUCACUUCAGGGAGUAUCGGCGGUGCGGGGUUGGAUGUCACGCCUGAAGAGCCGUUGCCUGCCGACAGCCCGUUAUGGGAUCUGCCGAAUGUGAUUAUUACACCGCACGUUGCGGGUGGCUCACCGAUCCGCUUGGACAGGAGUAUCGGGCUUUUCUGUGAUAAUCUGGAACGGCUCCUCAUUGGCAAACCGCUUCUGAGUGUGAUUGAUAAGGAAAAAGGAUACUAA